AACAGAAGCGGAUCAGUCCGGAUCAGUAUUGACCUCUCAGCCUCCUGCGAUGAGGAGAGCCAUCAUGUGACCAGAGCUUCCAGGGAAGUGAUUCAUUUCCUUUGAUUUCACAUCAAGUGGAAAAUGACGUCUUUCAGCGGGUCAUCACAGCGGCGCUACUGCAGCAAUGUAAACUUUAAAUGUAUCUGUAAAAUAGCAACAGGGAGAUUUCUUAUAUUUAUAUGGAAAAAACAAUUCAAUUUAACCAUAAAACUUAAUUUAUUCACAAUAUUUUCAUGUAAUUUCAGCAAGAAAUCUGACAAGCCUUUUGUUUUUAACACUAACCUGUCUGGAAAGUGUUUUAUUAAUGAAGUUCAAACAAACAAACAAAACGUAAAAUGAAAAAUAACUCAGAAUCACACCUUUACCCCGUAUUUACAGUAUUCACAGGACAUAUCGAUGGACGGUGGGCUAAAAUAACAACGUGAAUGUAAAAAUGUGGAUGCAUAAAACCUGUGUCUGGUAUGGGAUGGGAGCUGUGUGUGUGUGUGUGUGUGUGUGUGUGUGUGUGUGUGUGUGUGUGUGUGUGUGUGUGUGUGUGUGUGGAGUUUGCAUGUUAUUCACAUGCGUGUGCUCAUCCGAUCUGCUACGUGCUGGACGGCAUCCUGUUCCUGUACGGCAUCAUCCUCACCGCGCUCUACUGCCGGAUCAAGAUCUACAACGCCAGAGAGGCCAAAGCUGCGAGCAAGAAGGCCGGGCAGAACGCAGAGGACGGCAUUUACACGGACCUGACUCCUCAUGCCAAGGACACGUACGAAACCAUCGGGAUGAAGAAGUGACUCUGAGGGAAAGUCCGCCUUCAAAUACCUUCUUCUUCUUCUUUUUUUUU
Salarias fasciatus (jewelled blenny) is the source of this 868-nucleotide messenger RNA. RefSeq names its product Fc epsilon receptor IgFc epsilon receptor Ig (gene fcer1g). Gene Ontology annotation, molecular function: IgE receptor activity. The record is from RefSeq and is a predicted model, not a curated record. The transcript is spliced from 5 exons. Gene Ontology annotation, biological process: cell surface receptor signaling pathway. Gene Ontology annotation, cellular component: Fc-epsilon receptor I complex. Lineage: Eukaryota; Metazoa; Chordata; Actinopteri; Blenniiformes; Blenniidae. Bases 504 to 818 code for a protein of 104 amino acids.